This is a messenger RNA of Boleophthalmus pectinirostris (great blue-spotted mudskipper), 2970 nucleotides long. It is a transcript of the gene tmem150c, whose product is annotated as transmembrane protein 150C. The transcript is spliced from 8 exons. Lineage: Eukaryota; Metazoa; Chordata; Actinopteri; Gobiiformes; Gobiidae. The record is from RefSeq and is a predicted model, not a curated record. Bases 170 to 931 code for a protein of 253 amino acids.
UGGAGAACACCGACGCAACACACCGAGCAGUCAGAAACAUCACGUACAUGACAAUGUUCACAACAAUUUGUCAAUGAAGAAGGACUUACAGUGACUCCUUUGUAGUAAUUAGACCAAUAAAAAGGUUACAUUGGUUGAUGUGCAGUAGCUGUGAACUCUGAGGAUAAGAAUGAAUGAGAUGGACAGACCUAUGGACAGACUAAAGAGGCACAGCCCAUGGGCCCUCCUACCUCCUCUGUUCUCCACCUGUGUCGCUGCUGGCCUUUUUAUGGUAUAUUUUGUGGCUGUUUCCCAUGGUCAAGUUGUACCCCUCACCUCACAGUAUCAGCCAAAUAAAAGUGUCCUUCCUCCUUACAUAAGCAUUGCAGGAAAUUCCCCACCGGCCAGCUGCAUUUUCAGUCAGGUGAACCUGGGAGCUUUUGCAGGGUUUAUUAUUGCUGUCUUCCGAUACCUCCAGAUCAAGAACACAUUGUAUAAGCCAUGGCUGAACAUUAUUUGUGUCUUUGCUUUUUCUGUUGCCUGCUUUGGGAUGACACUCAUCGGAAAUUUCCAAUUAUUUGUUGAGGAAGAAAUCCAUAACUUUGGCACCAUUCUGACAUUUGGCCUGGGCACUCUCUUCUGUUGGAUUCAGUCGUACAUCACUCUGAAGGUGAACCUCAAGAAAGAAGGAUUCAGAACAAGUCUUCUCCGCUUCCUUCUGUCGACGGGCAUCACCAUCUGCUUCGUACUGUACUCCACUUUAAUGGCACAAGAGCUCCACAUGCACGCGGCCCGAGGACAGUGGUCUCUCGUUAUCCUCUUCCUAACCUUCAUCGGGACGUUUUGUGUUGAAUUUCGUCACUACCGCUUGGACUUCCAGGUCACAGACAUCAGUAGAGAGCCUGUCAGUAUGACCUUCACUGAAAUGUCCACACACUAUGCAGAUACAUAGUAAUCCUACAGGAAAGCUUACCAUGCUGUACUAAUGCCUUAUUUAGGAUUGUCAACAUGUGGCAUUUGAUUGCUGGAAGCCAUGGAGAUGUUGUUUUGUCUGGAAUGUCUCGGUAUGGCAUUAAACGUAUCCAUCUUGCCAGAAAAGUUACACAGCACACCUUUAAAUACACGGUUUCAAUACUGUGUUUCCACAUAUUUUAUGUGUGUAUAUAUAUAUAUAUAUAUAUAUAAUGUAAUUAAGUUCAGGUAAGACAGUUACGCAGGACAAUUAUUUAGAGAUUAUACAAUGCUAUUAGUACGCUAUUAUAAGCAGUGAUCAUGUUUUAAGAAAUAAGUUUGUGUAAGUUUAUAAUCUUAGUUUAUUACAAAGGUAAUAAAAGGUAAUAAAAUACGUUAAAUUAUAGGUAAAAUGUAAUAAAAUACAUUUAAUUAUAGUAGAGUAUAUUGCACAUUUUGACUAAAUAGUAAAUUCAGCUUCGGUUAUGUACUUGAAAAAGAAAUAAAUACAUACCAAAAAAUCUUAAAGUGCCCAUAUUAUGCUAUUUUCUGAUCUAUGAUAUAAUGUUUCGUUAUCAAAAACAUACUCUGUGUUCUGUUUAGUUUCAUUCACAAACCCUACAUAUUUAGGCUGAGUUCUUCUCUCAAACGUAAAACACUCUGCUCCACCUUGUGAUGUCAUGGGGUAAUACAGAAAGUGUUCCAUUGUGUUUUUAAACUCUACACACAUUCACUAGAACCAUUUUGGUGUUUUCAGCCCUGGAAUUGCCAGUCUCUUUUGAACUAAAUGUAACAGCGGUUAACUUGAAAACCACAGCUUCAUGACAUCAUGAGGUGGAACAGAGCAUUUUGAGCUUUGGAGAUGUACACAGACAAUAAUAAAAGUGAUACUAAAAUGUGUGUGAAUGAAACAAAACUAGAGCUAUGUUUUUAAGGACGUAACAUUAUAACCUGGCUUAAAGGUCACAAGAGUAAAUUUUGGGAAAUAUAGGACCUUUAAAGAACAAAUAUAUAGGGUAUGUAUAAGCUAUAUUUUUUUUUAAUUUUUCAGUGAUAAUUUGCUUUAAAAUGCACAAUGUUUUCUUUGUCAGGACUUUGACAUGUUGCUGAUAUGACUACUGUAACACUACACUUCUUACUACUACUACUUCUUUCAGGUAAGCUGUUAUUUUAUAAUAUUAUCUGUGGUUUAAUGUCCACAAAAUCAGUGUUGGCGAGGCAAAUGCAGUCUCAACUGCAUGACUCAUUUUGAAAUUCAGGUGUUACUUGUUACUGAAGUUUUUGAUGAUGGAGAAUUGUAGUUUCAUUUUCACUACAAUUGUCUUCUGUGUUCUCACUUAUGUAUUGAUUAUACACUGAUUAAAUGAGUUUAUAAUGUCUACCAAUACUAUCUACGGUAAAUAUGAGAUAAUGAAAUUUCAAGAGUCUUGAAAGAUUUUAUAGAUUCAUUGACAAAGUCCUUUUUUUAUUUAAAAGAAAAAACUGUUAAUUCAGUUGGGUCUACAUUUGGUCAAGAUCUUCCGCACUCCUGUUAUAUAUUGGAUUUGGAAACUGACGAUCUACAAAUCAAGACAAAAUUAAUGAAGUUUUGAUACUUAAUUUUUACUUUGAAAUUAUUUUAAAAGUACUCACGUGAUUUGUCUUUCUUCUUUUGGGCACCUGUUUAAAAACCAAGUCAUGGUAACAAGAAAACAAAACUGAAAAUAUGAUGAAUGAAAUUUAUUUAAAACUGUAUAGACUCAAACCUUUAGUUGGUCCAGUAUCCCGCUGCUUGUGAAGUUCAUCUUGAUUGACUAGAAAAAUAAUAGAUUUUUAUUUUUUUUAAGAAUGCACUUAUUAUUAUCUAAUAGAAAAUUUACAAUGAAUAAAUCUGUUCUUACCGUAAUAAUGUUUGCGGAUACUUGCCUGUCGUAAUCGGUUUAUUAGUUCUGGAGAGGCAAAUAUUGAAAACUUACCAUACUGUACUGCUGUAACUUCAAAUCAUUAAAAUAUUUGAAGUCUUUUGAAAAAUAAAAUGAAUUAUUGUUUACCUGUAUGAAA